This is a messenger RNA of Saitoella complicata NRRL Y-17804, 552 nucleotides long. RefSeq lists its product as uncharacterized. NCBI's taxonomy places the organism in Eukaryota, Fungi, Ascomycota, Saitoellomycetes, Saitoellales, Saitoellaceae. The record is from RefSeq and is a predicted model, not a curated record. The transcript has 2 exons. The coding region runs from base 1 to 552 and encodes 183 amino acids.
AUGUCUGUGGCAGCAAAACCGUUCAAAACCCCCUAUCCGGUCAUUGACACCGACCCCCAUUUCAAGCGUGUUGUCGGAUACAUGCGUCCCUCCGACUACGCUUUCAUUGUUGGUGGAUAUACGGCUUUCCCCGGUGCGAUUUUGCUUUGGGAGAGAAUCGUCCCAGGCAAAUACCCACCAGGUGGCCGUGACGCUACUCUGCGUCUCUGCUGCUUUUUGGGUCUUACGGGUGGUUUCCUCGCCGCUUACCUCCGAUCAUCGCAAAGAUUCUGGGGAACUAGAGAAAACGCACAAGAAGACGAGAAGGACAGGAUGGAAAUGGCCGAGAAGAUCGAGAAGGGCGAGCCUCUGUACGGCGUUUCAACGUUGUCUGAGUACUCCCAGGGCGUGGCCGCUCGCAACAGCAGAUAUUCCGCGUGGAAGAUGGCUUCGGUUCCUUGGUUCAACUUUGUCAACCACAACCAGCACGGUGUCGACGUGAAGGAGCGCUACGGUUACGAUGAGGCUGCCGCACAGGCGGCGAGGGAAGCGAAGGAAGCCGAGUUGGCUUAA